Messenger RNA from Gaeumannomyces tritici R3-111a-1, 306 nucleotides. RefSeq lists its product as hypothetical. NCBI's taxonomy places the organism in Eukaryota, Fungi, Ascomycota, Sordariomycetes, Magnaporthales, Magnaporthaceae. Bases 1 to 306 code for a protein of 101 amino acids. The record is from RefSeq and is a predicted model, not a curated record. The transcript is spliced from 2 exons.
AUGGUUCGCAUCACCAUCGCCGCUACCCUGGCUUUCGCCGCCGUCGCCCUUGCCCAGGCCAUCCCCAACACCUCGGGAGCCCGCAACGUCGGCAACGGCAACGGCGGACAGUUCACCACCGGUGGCUGCGUCGCCAACGCCGACUGCCAGGAGGGCUGCUGCGCCAACAACGGCCAGGGCACCGGCAUCUGCUCCGGCAGGGGCGCCGAGUUCCAGAACGGCAAGCAGGGCUGCGGCUUCGUCGACCCCAACCGCGCGGCCACCAUCGCCGCCGCCAAGGCCCAGGUCGCGCGCCAGGGAUUCUAA